AUGUUGUCGAUCAAAGCUUCUCGGUGCUCGCCACUGCUUCGUUCGUCGCGCCGACAAUUCUGCAGCGAUGUGGCCCUCGACGAAUGGAUAGCGUCCCCCAAGCAAUUAGUUAUGCGAGAUACAUUUCAUCGGGAACGCGUCUCGGACCUGUACAUCACUUUACCAACCCGCGAUGGUACAAGGCGUCAGUGGACCGAGCCUAAAGACGGCGCACCACUAGGUUACGGGCACCACCUCGCUUUCUUCCACCCCCGUAAUGCCGAGGCUAACCUGCGCAAAGACGGAACCGACGCAGAAUUCUGCCCACCCGAGCCGUUCACGCGGAGGAUGUGGGCUGGAGGGAAGAUCAGUUGGAACACGGAGAAGCCAUUGCUCAUCGGUCGGGCAGCCACGGCGACGUCCACAAUAGGCUCCAUCGAAAAGAAGGGAUUUGAGAAGGGAUCACCGAUGCUUUUCGUCACACAGAGGAUUGCUGUGAGAAUGGACGAGGAAACGGAGAAUAGUGUCGAAGAGGAACGGGUUCAUGUCUAUCUCCCCAUUGCAACAGGAAGCAGAACUGGCGGCGCGCACACGCCCAGGAAAGUGAAGGACGCGCCAGUAUCGCCACAUGACUUCUCGUUCUCAUAUACCCCAACGCCUACAACACUCUUUCGUUUCUCCGCUCUGACAUUUAAUGGGCAUCACAUACAUCUAGAUAAAGAGUACGCCCGAAGUGAAGAAGGUUACCCAGAACGCCUUGUCCACGGACCUCUCACCGCGCUGAUGCUCCUCGAAUCGCUUGGGUUCAGUGGAGAGAAGGAUGCACAGUUGAGAUCUCUCGCAUAUCGAGCGCAAAACCCUCUCUUCGUCAACAGUGAACUAACUCUUGCUGGGAGCUGGGAGAAUGCAAAGACGGCGAAGGUGUGGUGUGUAAACCAAGAUGGUGUAGUGGGUAUGACUGGGACGGUGGAAUGUGUCUAA
Pleurotus ostreatus (oyster mushroom) is the source of this 960-nucleotide messenger RNA. RefSeq lists its product as uncharacterized. The record is from RefSeq and is a predicted model, not a curated record. The coding region runs from base 1 to 960 and encodes 319 amino acids. Lineage: Eukaryota; Fungi; Basidiomycota; Agaricomycetes; Agaricales; Pleurotaceae. Gene Ontology annotation, molecular function: (3R)-hydroxyacyl-[acyl-carrier-protein] dehydratase activity. Gene Ontology annotation, cellular component: mitochondrion. The transcript has 3 exons.